AUGGCUUCUCGGUGUCGGAAAUGUGGACAACAGGUGCCCAGGAAUCCACCUUUCACUGCUGUCCGGAUAACAGAAGGAGAAAUGAAAUCUUAUCAUGAUUUUAUAGGAGGAUGCAUUAGACUGGAGCGAAUGGCAAAGAAAGAUGAAAUCAUGCAGCAGGAGAUACGGCCGCUGGUUGCAGUGGAUAUAAUAGAGCAGCUCCACAGGCAAUUUGCUAUCUUGUCAGGAGGAAGAGGGAAGGAUGGGGCACCCAUUAUAACCUUUCCAGAAUUUGCAGGAUUCAGUGACAUACCUGAUGAAGAUUUUCUGAACGUGGUCACAUACCUAACCAGCAUUCCCAGUCUGGAGGCUGCCAGCAUCGGAUUCAUCAUCAUCAUAGACAGACGACGGGACAAAUGGAGCGCAGUCAAGGCAUCCCUGACACGGAUAGCAGGAGCAUUUCCAGGAAACCUGCAGCUGGUGUUUGUCCUGCGACCCUCCCGCUUUAUCCAAAGGACAAUCGCUGAUAUUGGCAUUAAACUCUAUCGAGAUGACUUUAAAAUGAAGGUACCGAUCAUCAUGUUAAAUUCUGUCUCUGAUCUGCAUGGCUAUAUUGACAAAAGUCAGCUGACCCGGGAGCUGGGAGGAACCCUGGAGUAUGGCCACAGUCAGUGGAUACAUCACCGAACUGCUAUUGAAAACUUUGCAAUGACAGUAAAAACAACAGCACAGAUGCUACAGACCUUUGGAACAGACCUAGCAGAGACUGAACUUCCCAACGACGUGCAGUGCACAGAGGAGCUCCUCUCCGCACACACUGACCACCACAGCAAGCUGAAGGAUGAGCUGAAACUAGCUGUGAAGCAGGGGGCCACCCUACUGACAUGCAUUAGGGAGCCAGUUACCCGAAGCGCCAACAGCAAACUCAGUCCAGAUGAACUGGAAAAUGUGGCAACAGUAGAAAGGUUGUUGGCUCAGUUAGAUGAAACAGAAAAGGCUUUUGAUCAAUUUUGGACGAAGCAUCACCUAAAACUAGAACAAUGCCUGCAGCUUCGACACUUUGAACAUGAUUUUAGAGAGGUAAAACUGACAUUGGAUAAUCUCAUGGAAGCACAAGCAGGUUUUGCUGACAUUGGUGACAGUGUGACUCGAGUGGAGCACCUCCUAAGGGAACAGAAACAACUGGAAGAGAAAGGACAGGAACCUUUGGAGAAGGCCCAGUCUCUAGCUCUCCAUGGAGAACAGCUCAUCCAAAACAACCAUUAUGCAGUUGACUCCAUUAGACCAAAGUGUGUUGAACUCAGGCGUAUUUGUGACGACUUUACCAAUGAGACCAAGAAAAAGUAUGAUAUUUUGGGAAAGUCCCUUGAGCUGCAUAAGCAGUUAGAUAAGGCAAGCCAAUGGUGUGAAGCUGGAAUCUACCUCUUAGCUUCUCAAGCUGUGGACAAGUGCCAGUCACAAGAGGGAGCUGAAACUGCACUCGUUGAAAUUGAGAAGUUCCUGGUAACAGCUAAAGAACACCAGCUCUCUAACCCGAAGGAGUUCUACAAUCAGUUUGACAUGAUCCUCACCCCCGAAAUAAAGGCCAAUGCCCAAAGAAUUCUACAAAAACUAGAAGAUGUACAAGAAAUGUUUGACAAGAGGCAAGUAAGUCUGAAGAAGCUGGCAGCCAAACAGACCCGGCCAGUACAACCUGUUGCCCCACAUCCUGAAUCUUCCCCAAAGCGAGCAUCACCAAAGAUUACCAGACCAGCAGGAGUAGCUACCAACAGGAGGUCCACAGAAAUUUCCUGCCCUCCAAAGACCAUUUCUGAAGUAGAGUUAUCAAAAAAGAAAAACAUUAAGAAGACUAAAGGUGGAAUUAAGAUUGAAGUGAUGCAUGAAGCUAGUCAAGGAGGAUCUAGCAGAGUCCUGGUGAUGAGUGAAAGCGAUGAGAACUUGUCAACACGGAGGAGCCACAUAAUCAAUGAGCUGAUAGAAACAGAACGGGUUUAUGUAGAAGAACUUCAAAGUAUAAUAGAGGGGUAUGCUUCAGAAAUGGACAAUCCCAAUUUAGUACAUCUGAUUCCAUCUGCACUCCAGAACAAGAAGGAAAUUCUUUUUGGGAACCUCCCAGAAAUCUACGAAUUCCACAACAGGAUUUUCCUUAAGGAGAUAGAAAAUUGCAUUGAAAACCCUGAGCUUCUUGCCCGAUGCUUUUUGAAAAGAAAAGAGGACCUCCAAAUAUAUGAAAAAUACUGUCAGAACAAGCCAAGGUCCGAAGCUCUCUGGAGACAGUGUGGAGACAGCAUCUUUUUUCAGGAAUGUCAGCGUAAAUUGGAUCAUAAGCUCUCGCUAGAUGCUUAUCUCUUAAAGCCAGUCCAGAGAAUCACCAAGUACCAGUUGCUGUUAAAGGAAAUGCUGAAGUGCAGCAAGAAUUCGGAGGGUACUGCUGAACUGGAAGAAGCCCUGGCCACAAUGCUUGAUAUCAUCAAAUCAGUAAAUGACUCCAUGCACCAGAUAGCUAUCACAGGAUAUGAGGGAGAUGUCAGUGAGCUUGGCAAGCUGUUGAUGCAAGGUUCCUUCAAUGUGUGGACUGACCACAAGAAGGGGCACAACAAGGUGAAGGACUUGGCUAGAUUCAAACCGAUGCAAAGACACCUCUUCCUCUAUACAAAGAUGCUACUUUUCUGCAAGAAACGGGAGGAGAACACAGAUGGCCAUGAGAAGACGGCUUCAUACAGCUUUAAAAAUUCGUUAAAGAUGAGCACUGUGGGCAUUACAGAAAAUGUAAAAGGGGAUAACAAGAAGUUUGAGAUCUGGUAUAAUGGCAGAGAAGAGGUCUAUAUCAUUCAGGCAUCUUCUGUUGAGCUGAAAAACACUUGGAUUUCAGAGAUUCGCAAAGUCCUGACAGGACAACUGGAAGCAUGUAGAGAAGCAAGUCAACUGCACCAAAGAAUCACCGAGAGCGUAUACCAUGCACCAAUGGAUUCCUCCAAUGCAAGCAGAUAUAUCAGGAAGUCAUCAAGUAUAUAUGAAAACAAAUCUGAGACAUCAAACAUGGAAGCAUCUAACAAUAAAAACAGGAAUUCCAGUCCCAGCGCCAGACAAAAGAGAGUUGAUGCUUCCACCAGCCUUAACCUUGAGCGCACAGCGCUUGCUAGAAAGCGAUUCACAUUGCAAGGUCUUUCCAACCGCAGAGCUCCACCCAAAGAUCCAGAAUCUAAGGAAAGAGAAGUUACCCGUCGCUUUUCCCUAGCCUCCUCCAUCAGCACCACAGUUAAUGCUUCUGCUGUGACCAAAGGUCCCCUUGUUCCUGCAGUUAAAGUCAAGAGACAUGAAAUAAAGAGUGACCCAACUCCCCUGGGGUUUGAAGAUGCUUUUGAGAACACCAUAUUGGCCCAGACUAAAUGUAAUACUGGUUCCACCACGAGACCCGUACCUAGAUCUGCUUCACAGACAGGUUGGCCCAGCAGGCAAAUGCCAUCUCUAGACACAUUUGAAGAUUUUGAAGCCAUCCCCUCCAGCACAGAUGAACUCUCCAACUCCUCUGACUUGGAGGAAGAGACCAACCCUAACAAUGGGACCAAUCUUUUUCGGGUAGAAGGCAGUUUUGACAGCUGUUUCCCGGAUUCUCUUACACUCGAGGAUGGAGAUUUAGUGCAGUUUGUGCAGGAAGGAGAGAACGGUCAAUGGUUAGUGAAGAAACUGGUCUCUGAGAAAAGCGACUGGGUUCCUUCCAGUAUAUUGCAGCCAGCAGAGGGGGACAGUAACAACAUAAUUAAGAACAGCAAUGCAGACAUGUACAACGAUUCCUGCAGUAUGGCCUCAGUAGAGUCAGACACCAAGGAGAGCGAGGUGGCCAAAAGCUUCCCAGCAGAACAGAGGGCUGGCAGCUGA
Messenger RNA from Gymnogyps californianus (California condor), 3858 nucleotides. RefSeq names its product MCF.2 cell line derived transforming sequence-like 2 (gene MCF2L2). Bases 1 to 3858 code for a protein of 1285 amino acids. Gene Ontology annotation, biological process: intracellular signal transduction. Gene Ontology annotation, cellular component: cytoplasm. The transcript is spliced from 34 exons. NCBI's taxonomy places the organism in Eukaryota, Metazoa, Chordata, Aves, Accipitriformes, Cathartidae. The record is from RefSeq and is a predicted model, not a curated record. Gene Ontology annotation, molecular function: protein binding; guanyl-nucleotide exchange factor activity.